AUGAGCAGUCAAGACAAGCUUCAAACCUACUCCAACGAAUUGGAAAGUGUGGAAGGAAGAAUUGAUGAGAGCAUUACAACGCUCCGCAGACUCAACAUUACAAGUCAAUCCGAUCCUAAUUUUAUUCAAAAACAAAUUGAAACUCAAUCACAAAGUAUCGAAGAACAAUUAGAAAAAGCAAAAAAACUCUACAACAAAAUUAAUAAUUUAACCAAGAAUGAUCCGACCAUUGAAAACGCUGUGAAUGAAACAAAAAAGAAGCAUAAAGAAAUUUUAUCGAAAUUGAGAUCUCAGUUUAAACAAGCAAAAAGUUUUAUUGAAACCAAAGCCAAAGGUCUCACUGAAAAUCUUCCAAACAAGUCCAAUAGUAGUAGUAGUAGUAGUACUAGUGGUAGCAACAAUGCUAUGGAUACAUCAGCACCAUCCACUCAAACAUCAUUCAAAGAAUCGACCAAGGAGGGAGUGAUGGGAUUUUUCGGUUUUGGUGGAAAUAAGAAUAGUACUAACAACUCGGAAACCAAACAAUUGUUGGACAAUGAUGAAGAGGAUGUGGUUGAAGUGAAGGUCAAUGAAACGGAAUAUUACAAGGGAAAUGCAAAUCUCACAAAAGAACAACGUCAAAAACAUGAUGAUAUUGAGAGAGAACUUUUUGCAGAAGUAUUCUCGACACAGAAGGAUUGUCUCGACAUUAUCGAUCGAUUAAACAAGAAGGCCGAAGAGACCAUUGCAAUUGCAACAGACAGUGCAGAGUUAUUGAAACAACAACGUGAACAGUUACAUAGAAUUGAUGAAGAAAUGGAUGCAUUAGGAAGUAAUAUUAAACGAGCUCAAAAAGAAGUGACAUCGUUCAUGAGGAGAAUUCACACAGAUAAGUGUUGUGCCGUAAUGUGCUUGUUGGUUGCAUUGGCAAUUUUGGGAGGUUGUAUAUUCGCCAUUGUCAUGAAAUUUAUUCCAAUUAACAUCAACAAUGGAGGUGGAAACAAUAACAACCAUCAACGUAAUUCGACCUCCAUGGGGCAAAAGAAGCAAUUGUAA
This is a messenger RNA of Naegleria lovaniensis, 1035 nucleotides long. RefSeq lists its product as uncharacterized. The coding region runs from base 1 to 1035 and encodes 344 amino acids. The transcript has a single exon. NCBI's taxonomy places the organism in Eukaryota, Heterolobosea, Eutetramitea, Acrasida, Naegleriidae. Gene Ontology annotation, cellular component: SNARE complex; Golgi apparatus; late endosome membrane. Gene Ontology annotation, molecular function: SNARE binding; SNAP receptor activity. The record is from RefSeq and is a predicted model, not a curated record. Gene Ontology annotation, biological process: vesicle fusion.